GCCACAAGGAAGCGAGGGCUUAAAAACCCGAACAGCUAACCGCAGCAGACAGGAGAAACGAGAGAGAAGGAGGGCAAAGAAACUGUUUUCAUGAGAUUUUCAUGAGAAAGAAGAGUUUUUAUUCUUGUCGCGCAAUAUCUCGGACACACACACAAAAUAACAAUGACAAUGGCCUCCGAGGUUUUUUCAUAUGAGAGCUUGGUUCAUGCUGUAUCAGGAGCAGUGGGAAGUGUGACUGCAAUGACAGUAUUCUUCCCUCUUGAUACUGCCAGACUAAGACUUCAAGUGGAUGAAAACAGGAAGGCCAAAUCAACUCCAGCCAUCCUGGCAGAAAUUAUCAAAGAGGAAGGACUACUUGCUCCCUACAGAGGAUGGUUCCCGGUCAUCUGCAGCCUCUGCUGCUCCAACUUUAUCUACUUCUACUGCUUCCACUGCCUAAAGGCCAGCUGGCAGAAGGGAAACCAGUCAACACCCAGAACUGACUUAAUCACAGGCAUCGCUGCAGGUAUUGUGAAUGUAUUAGUGACCACCCCUCUGUGGGUGGUCAAUACCAGACUGAAGCUUCAGGGCUCCAACUUUCGCAAUGCAGACAUCCGGCCCACCAACUACUCUGGCAUUCUUGAUGCAUUUGUGCAGAUCAUCCGUGAUGAGGGUGUGGGAGCGCUGUGGAAUGGGACCUUCCCAUCCCUGCUGCUGGUGCUGAAUCCUGCCAUCCAGUUCAUGAUUUACGAAGGCCUGAAGAGACAGCUAAGAAAAGGAGUUCCCAGAGAGCUGUCAUCUCUGGAGGUCUUCUUGAUCGGUGCUGUUGCCAAAGCUGUUGCCACCUCUGUUACGUACCCACUGCAGACGAUACAGUCAGUUCUCAGGUUUGGUCAGUACAACAUGUCAACAGAGAAGUCAAAGCUACUGUCCGGUCUCAGGGCUGUCAAAUGUCUGCUGCUCAAUAGGGCGAGGAGGUACGGCAUGUUGGGUCUGUUUAAAGGCCUGGAGGCCAAGCUGCUGCAGACAGUGCUGACUGCUGCCCUCAUGUUUCUUCUCUAUGAGAAGAUUGCCAGCUGUACCUUCAGAGCCAUGGGACUGAGCAGCAACCACUACAAGAAACGUUAGCUGGCAAAACAUUUUACAACCCAAGACACUUGAGAGCAUUAAAGCACUGAUGAUCUAUAAAAAUCACUGCUGACCCCCAUGAUACAGGCUUCAAUUCUGUGCAAACCUCUCACUUUCUUCCAAACAGUGAAUCUUUAAUGGUGACCUCAUAUUGUAAAUACUCCGUCCAAUAAAGCGUUCCAUUCAUAAAGCGUCCAACAUAAACCUUUGUGUGUAAUUACACCGAUUCCAGUUCUUUGGGAAGUUUUUUCUGUAAAAAUGUGUCUGGUUGUGUGGCAGCUGACAUCUGAAUCUCAAAUUAGAUUCCUGGAUUGUUUCCACCACAGUUGGCUUUUCCUCUGCACUCAUAUAAAAGUCCAGCUCAAUGUUGA
This is a messenger RNA of Amphiprion ocellaris (clown anemonefish), 1478 nucleotides long. RefSeq names its product solute carrier family 25 member 17 (gene slc25a17). The transcript is spliced from 9 exons. Lineage: Eukaryota; Metazoa; Chordata; Actinopteri; Pomacentridae. Gene Ontology annotation, biological process: transmembrane transport. Bases 163 to 1107 code for a protein of 314 amino acids. Gene Ontology annotation, cellular component: peroxisomal membrane. Gene Ontology annotation, molecular function: FMN transmembrane transporter activity; ATP transmembrane transporter activity; FAD transmembrane transporter activity. The record is from RefSeq and is a predicted model, not a curated record.